Messenger RNA from Pleuronectes platessa (European plaice), 6376 nucleotides. RefSeq names its product methylenetetrahydrofolate reductase (NAD(P)H) (gene mthfr). Gene Ontology annotation, molecular function: FAD binding; methylenetetrahydrofolate reductase [NAD(P)H] activity. Lineage: Eukaryota; Metazoa; Chordata; Actinopteri; Pleuronectiformes; Pleuronectidae. Gene Ontology annotation, cellular component: cytosol. The record is from RefSeq and is a predicted model, not a curated record. The coding region runs from base 772 to 2730 and encodes 652 amino acids. The transcript is spliced from 14 exons. Gene Ontology annotation, biological process: tetrahydrofolate interconversion.
CCAAGGAUCCCGGGACACUGGUCCUUAAACUGCAGCCUCCGGUGCUUCAGGAAUCUAAUAUUGAUACUGUACUCAUCGUGCAUUUAAAAUUCGUUGUUUGUUUUUGGGGGUCGUAACGAUGUCACAUCCUGUGUACAGGCAGGUCAGUGAUUCUGCAGCACGUGUCUUCAGACCAUAGACCGUACCAGGCAGUGACAGAAAUGAUCGAUAAAGUCUGAUCAACUUUUACCAUAAAGUUGUUUAUACGGGCGCACUCCAGGAUCCGGUGGCUGGUUUGACUACGGAGAUCCAAACAGUGCUGGCCGCAGUGGUAAACCCCAACAUCAUCGUCCGAAGGAGAUGUUGCUGGUCGGAUGCAGACUCGGUCGCAGAUUCGUCAUUUUCAAAAAGUGCCUGUGUGUGAAGUGCGGUGACUACUGAAGGUGUCGUUCAAAUAAACAUCAAACAAAACCCCAUCACGAGUUAAUGUAAUGUGUCCGUGUCAACAAUAUAAAUCAUAUGGGUGAAAAAAUUAAUAGCGUAUUAUCUUUAACGGGAUUCGAGACUACGAGCCGUAGCCGAAUUGUCCUGUGGCCGGAUGACCAUCAGACUACGCCACCGAGUCACUUCAAAGUAGAGAUCACCGCACUUCACACACACGCGCUUCGUGAAAAUGAUGUCUGCAAGCAACCAGCAACAUCUGGAAUAAACGUAUCACAAGUUGCAAUGAUCACCAGUUAAACUGGAACACUGUAUAAUUUACUAUCAUGGUGAACAAGGAUCAACGAGUGGAUGCUACUCUGCAGCCAUUUAAGAGUGACUCUAGCGGAGCCAGCAACAGCAGCGGGGAGAGCUCCAAGGAGAGUUCCCGGUGCUCCACGCCGCUGCUGGACGCAGACCGGUCGGUCAGGCUGCGGGACAAGAUGCGGAGGAGGAUGGAGUCCGGAGACCACUGGUUCUCACUGGAAUUCUUUCCUCCUCGCACAGCCAGUGGAGCCGUCAACCUCAUCUCAAGGCAUAUUUGACCGAAUGGGUUCUGGUGGCCCCCUGUUCAUCGACAUUACCUGGCACCCAGCAGGGGAUCCAGGCUCAGACAAGGAAACCUCGUCCAUGAUGAUUGCUAGCACAGCCGUCAACUAUUGUGGCCUGGAGAGCAUCCUCCACCUGACCUGCUGCAAUCAGACCAAAGAGAAGAUUACUGGUUACCUGGCCAAAGCUAAGCACUUGGGCCUCAAGAACAUCAUGUCACUCAGAGGAGACCCAAUGGGAGUAGACUGGGAAGAAGAGGAGGAAGGCUUCAACUAUGCCAUCGACCUUGUUAAACAUAUCCGUUCAGAGUUUGAUGACUACUUUGACAUUUGUGUUGCUGGCUACCCCACAGGCCACCCUGAAGCAGAGAGCUAUGAGGCCGAUCUUAGACACCUUAAAGAGAAGGUGGAUGCUGGAGCAGACUUUGUAAUCACUCAGUUGUUCUUCAGGGCAGACACUUUCCUCAAGUUUCUGGAUGACUGCAGAGCAAUUGGUAUCAUGUGUCCCAUCCUACCUGGAAUCUUCCCCAUUCAGGGUUACCAGUCCCUGCGUCAGCUGGUCAAGCUGUCAAAACUUGAGGUACCAGAGGAGAUCACCAAGGUCAUCGAGCCCAUCAAAGACAAUGAUGCUGCUAUACGUAACUAUGGAAUCCAACAGGCCAUUGAGAUGUGCCGUGUGCUGCUGGACAGUGGCAAGGUACCAGGCCUUCAUUUCUACACACUAAAUCGAGAGGUCGCCACCAUGGAGGUGCUCCGACAGCUGGGACUGUGGAUAGAAGACCCAAGGCGGCCUCUUCCCUGGGCAGUAAGUGCCCAUCCCAAACGGAUAGUAGAAGAUGUUAGACCUAUCUUCUGGGCCUCCAGACCCAAGAGCUACAUCUACAGGACCCAGGACUGGGAUGAGUUCCCCAACGGCAGAUGGGGAAACUCCUCAUCCCCAGCUUUUGGCGAGUUAAAUGAUUACUACCUGUUCUACUUGAAGAGCAAGUCAUCCAAAGAUGCACUGUUGCACAUGUGGGGUGAGGAGCUGAUGAAUGAAGAGAGUGUCUAUGAGGUCUUCACCAGCUACAUCACAGCCCAGCCAAAUCGCAGUGGACAUAAGGUGAUGUGUUUGCCAUGGAAUGAUGAGCCUCUGGCCCCAGAGACAAACCUGUUGAAGGAUGAGCUGGAGAAAGUGAACAGAAGAGGAGUCCUAACAAUCAACUCCCAACCCAACAUCAACGGCAAACCCUCCACAGACCCUAUAGUGGGCUGGGGACCUGCAGGAGGUUAUGUCUUUCAGAAGGCCUAUCUGGAGUUCUUCACCUCCAGUGAAAAUGUGACUGCGCUCCUCAAAGUACUGAAGAAGUAUGAGCCCCGUGUCAACUACCACAUUGUUAAUGUUCACGGGCGUAACCUGACGAAUGCCCCUGACUUGCAACCUAACGCUGUGACCUGGGGGAUCUUCCCUGGAAGGGAGAUUGUUCAACCUACUGUAGUGGACCCAGUCAGCUUUAUGUCUUGGAAGGAUGAGGCUUUUGCCCUGUGGAUUGAGCAGUGGGCAAAACUCUAUGAAGAAGAGUCUCCUUCACGGAUGAUCAUCAAGUAUAUUCACAACAACUACUUCCUGGUCACUCUUGUGGACAAUGAUUUUCCUCUAGAGAACUGUCUGUGGCGGGUCAUUGAAGAUAUGUUUGAAAUGCUUGAUGGUCCUCAAGAUCCACUCAACGACGGAACAUCCUGAAAAAAAAAUGUAAACUACUUUUAAGGAAAGUAGGAGCACUAUGGAACUGUCAAUUGUUUAUGCAUUGUCUGAAAGUUGCUAUUUACAGUGUAGAGUAGGUGUACUUAACAGUACUUUUAAAGACUUUUUCUAAAUAUUUUUUAACAUUUGAGUGAAUGGAAAUAUGAUGAAUUAAAUUCUUCUUUCUUCCCUAAACGAGACUGGGAACCAGGGACAGGAACAGGUGUUGGCCAGACUAUUGACUGGAAACCAGGAACGCGUGUCAACCAGACUGCCCAUGCGGAACCGGAAAUACUCUAUAGUUUGAAAAAUAUUCAGAUGUGGGAGAUGCUGAAUAAUACUCUAAUAUAGAUGUCUAUAGAACAGAUAUGGUCAAAGUACGGCCUGCGGGCCGUAUACGGCCCGCCGAACUUGUCCAUAUAUAAGAAAAAACAAUUAGUAGCACUUGAAUUGCACUUACUUAUAGCACUUUGUAGUUUUGCUUUAUUUUUUAAGAUAUUGUACUUUCUUGUUUCUUGUGGUUCUUGGUUUGUACCCUCUGGGUUGAAUGCACUUAUUGUAAGUCGCUUUGGAUAAAAGCGUCAGCUAAAUUAAAUUUGACCGGGAGUGUGGUGUAUAGGGCUCGAAAGGGCACAUGAUCUCCCUUCACUUUUUCGUUAUGCCCUGUGAGCCCUUCUGUAAAAUGAGCGGAUCAAGGAAACGAAAAGUGGACAAUGAGUGCAGAGUGUUUAACACGGAGUGGACAACAAAAUACUUUGUCAAUGAAAUCUAAUCGAAGGCUGUAUGCCAGAUAUGCCGAGAAACUGUCGCAGUUUUCAAGGAGUACAACAUCAGCCGUCACUUUGCUACGAAGCAUGCUAUCUACGCUAGCAAGCAGUCAACGCAAGAACAGGCGGCUACGGCUCAGAGGUUGGCGGCUAAUUUACAGACUCGGCAACAUUUUUUUCACCGACAAGCUGUGAUUCAAGAGUCAACUACCAAGGCAAGUUUUUUGGUGGCAUUCCAAAUAGCAAAGGCUAGCAAGCCUUUCUCCGAAGGCUAGUUUUUGUUAAAUUGCCUUGCAAAUAAAUGCUUUGCUACUUGUUAAAGGUCAAAUCCUUUCAUGUAAUGAUUUUUCCAUGACUUUUAUAUUAGUUCACAAAAACACUCCAUCCAUCUGGUCCUGGCCCGGCCCCUCUGUCAAAUUUUAGAACCCAUUGUGGCCCGCGAGUCAAAAAGUUUGCCCACCCCUGAUAUAGAACAUGGUAGUGUGGAGAUUGUCCACCCAUUAAGUAACUCAACAAAUGUACAUUUAUAAGAUGUCCAAGUCCAACCACUACACAUACCAGACGCCUUACUUUGAAAUAAUAUAUAGAUCACCUAGAUAGCUUUGCCAAAUAUAACUACACAAUCCACCUAGCAGUUUUGACACACAAAAAUGAAUUGCUGAAAACUUACUGCCUUUUAGCAAAGUUUGUUAUUAGUGAAAUAUUUGGCAACCAUGUGAUGUGAUGCAUCCCCCUCAUCUUCAGUCAGCGGUAUGGCCUUUUUUUGCACCUUGUCACCAGUCGACAGUUUGGCCGACACCUGCCACUCUCCUCCAGUCAGCAGUCCGGCCUGGUUACCCAUUGACAGUCCGGUCGUCACCUGUCCCUGGUUUCCCAUCAGCAUUCUGGUCGACAACUGUUCCUGUCCCUGGUAUCCUGUGGCAUUCCUGCAAAAUACACUGAUCAAAAAAGUUAAGGCAGGGGGGUUGUCCUGCUAUUGCCCCUCCAUUGCCCCUGUUGUAACUUUCCUAAAUGAACAGAUUGAUACCCUUGUCUGUGUUAUACUUUGACGAUAAAGUUUUCCCAUAACUUUUUGAGCAGUCUGUAUAGCUAUAUAUAUUAACUCAACACUUUUCCUCCUGCCUUCCCAAAAAUACCCUUUUUGAGGCUUGGGUUCAGUGCCUAAUAAAGGUCUUGCUUUAAGAUUAACUGCACAUUUUAGAGUGGAGGAGCUAGAAGCUUUUGUUUGCAUAGAGGAAAUCUUACAUUUCACACUUACAUUUAUGAAAAAUGGGAGUGAAAACAAUUGCGAGGAUUUUCUAUUUCUGUUUUGUAUAAUUUCACAGUGGUAUACUAAAUGGUGCAUUAUAUGUAGUGUAACUAUAUAAAGACGCAUCAAUAUAUUGGUAUGAAUUACCCAUUAGUAUACAAUAUGAUCUCAAUAUAAAAUACUAUUCAAAUUCCUUCUGCCCUUACAAUGUUUCCCAACUCUGAAGAGGUACAAUAUGAGCUAACAGCAAUGUGAAAGACUAGAGGAGAGCAUGCCAAGAGGUUAGAAAGAUAGAAUUUAAAAUUUGGGAUAUUUCACAGAAUAAAUUUCUGAAAUUUGGCAAAAGAUGUAUGUGUACUAUUGUACUUUACUGAAAGAUGUUCUUGUUUUAAUACAUUGCUGUACACCGAGUUUUUUUCACAUUAUUUCAUUGAUUUGGUUGUAGCCAGAUAGGCAAGAUGUUAAAAUCAAUGUACUUGCAGAGAGCAGUACCAGCACAUUUCUGCUCAUUUUGACACUGGUUCACUCUUCACAAUUGACCUCAUUCACCAAUAUCCUUUAAAAAUUAUCUCAUUUCUUCUUAAGAAUGUUUCUAAGAAAACUCAACGGCAGACAUGUGUUCUUAAACUCUAGAAGUGUUCAUACAUGUGGUCUUGUAUUGAUGAAUCUCUGUAAAUUGAAAGUGCUUGCCAGUAAUUCCCAAUUAGCAUGGCUUAUGGACACUUAAGUGCAUGAGACUGCUCUGGCCUGUGGAAAUCCUGGAAACCACAAUUUACAUCAAAUGUAUUGGAUUUGGCUGCAAAACUGUCUACCCCUGAAACUCCAAAGGUAUUCUGUGGAUUCACACUUCACUUCACCCACCCCUCCAUCUGCAUAGUGGCGAGUAGGUAAUGAGGGAAUUAUUACUUUCUAGCCACAGAAUCUGCAAUCAGGUUGGAGCACGCCGCAGCUUUGUCUGACAAGGUCGGGUUCUACACGAGUUUAUAAAAAUGUUUUCUUCAAAACGUUUUACAUAGAAAAUACCUAAAAGUAGUUGAUGGAUGUUGGACCAAUGGAUACCUAGAAUCUGGUCAAGAUUACACCUUAUAUCUACACAAACCUCUAUAGGUCAAGCCUGUGUUGAGCUAUAGGUGUUGAAAAUAAAGUUGACAUAGCACCCAACCUCAGGAAUUCAAAAAUAAACAAAUUAAGUUUUCUAAUAUGAACUCUUUUAUUAAACAAAAUGGAAGCCCCAGAAAACACUGACAGAGACAAAAUCCCCAUAAUGGUAUCUUUUUGAUCCCUACUAACUGAACAUUGCAAUAAAAAUGUUUUGUUUCCAGCAUCAGUCUUUUUAUUCCACACUUUAUUUUUCAAGGACCCCACCUGCACUUGACAUUCUUUCUCCUUUGCCUUUCCUUUUUUUUGAGGGCUCUACCUGGAUCUUUGCUUUUCCAUUUCUUCUUCACUGCUUACUAAAGGCUCCUCUUGCAUCUUCAGUCCAUGUAUCUAAUCGAGCUGUAUUUUCAGGGUUUCAUUGUUUUUUUGAGAGUGAUAAGAUUCAGGGGAACAAUGGCUGGAGAUGGUCUCAUCAAUGCUUGCUUAACCUGUAAAAUUAAAUAAAUGCAAGAAUAAAGAAAUGAUAAAUAAA